GACAGGGUGGUCAAGGGCACCAUCGGCAGCAUCUGCCAAUAUUCACCAGUUCUGAAUGCACCAGUUGUCGUCCAGCGGUUCCUGGACAUGCAAUCUCUCGCCAACCGACGGAAGACGUUCCGCUUCGAAUGGAACCUGCUGCCCCUACAGAGCCAUCCACUCCCUGGAAAUUGCAUGAGCACUUUAGCAGCGAUGAGCUUUGGCCCAGCGACCCCACCGUACGAGGAGGUUGGGAGGAUCCCGCCAGCCAUCAGGCGAGUGUUUGCUAUGGAGCUGGGAAGCUACUCUGCAACCCGAGCGUUGGAUUCCUCCUACUGGGGCCUGAACCUGGGCAACGUGUCCUGCCUCCCAGCCAGGGUGUCGCGGCCUAUCUUCACCGAUGGUCCCACAACCGGUACGACUACCACGCCACUGCCGACGCAUGUCUGUGAUGGCCGGAUGUAUGCGACUGGCAAUGGCGAAGAGAGCGGCUUCGACCCGACCAUGGUAAGCGACUGCUCCUUGGCGAAGGAGGACCCAUGCUUGUGCGCUUCGAUGGACGACUGCGAGUGGCAGCCUGGAUCAGGUGACAUCCCCAGCGGGUGCGCCUCUACCAAGAAUCCAGGGGUCACUUGCGAGGCUUGCCCUUUCCAGCCAAAGUGUGUGGAGCCGGACCAGAGCACUGUUUGCUCCCAGAAGACUUCAGCUUGCGACUGCGCCUUCACGAAGGCGACAAAGUUCGGCUACGGCUGCCUCUUCCUGAACGGCGGCUGCGUGGCCCGCAGCACGCCAAACUCUGCUGCCACCAGCUGCGACGACUGCCCGACCCAAGUACGGUGUGGCACGCCGCGGAUUGA
Symbiodinium pilosum is the source of this 836-nucleotide messenger RNA. The record is from the annotation of a GenBank genome assembly. Lineage: Eukaryota; Dinophyceae; Suessiales; Symbiodiniaceae.